Molecule: messenger RNA, 6021 nt
Organism: Polyodon spathula (Mississippi paddlefish)
Lineage: Eukaryota; Metazoa; Chordata; Actinopteri; Acipenseriformes; Polyodontidae
Product: hephaestin-like
Exons: 21
Coding region: 161-3556 (1131 amino acids)
Biological process (GO): iron ion transport
Cellular component (GO): plasma membrane
Molecular function (GO): copper ion binding; oxidoreductase activity
Source: RefSeq, a predicted model, not a curated record
ACUUUGAACUGUUGGAUAGCAGCAGAAGACACUCCUGGGAAUUUCCAGUGCAGUGAGCUACACGGUCAUUUCAAAAUGGAGCAAAGCUGCACAUUCUACAGUGUUCGGUAAUGAAAGAAAAACCACUGAGGAAAAGGUUCAACCUGGAAGUGGACACAAAAUGAAAAUGUCUCUGGUGCUCCGAGCUUUUUGCUUUUUGAACCUUCUGGUCUCAACUAGAUGUGCCACCAGACUCUAUUUUUUGGGAAUUCGGGAAAUUGAGUGGGAUUACGUCCCGACUGGCAGGAAUGAAAUAACAACACAAAACUUCACAGAGGACGAAGAAGCUGCUAAUUUCCUCUCAAGAGGUGCAGAUAGGAUAGGCAGUGUUUAUAAGAAAGCAGUGUAUAAACAAUACUCUGACACCACGUACAGCACUGAAGUGACCCAGCCAGCUUGGCUCGGGUUCCUGGGCCCGUUGAUUAGAGCUGAAGUGGGGGAUGAGAUCAUCAUUCACCUGAAAAACUUUGCCUUUCGGCCCUACUCCAUCCAUCCGCAUGGUGUCUUCUACAAGAAGGACUCUGAAGGUGCUCUGUACCCAGACCUGACGUCUGGCAGUGCUAAGCUGGAUGAUGCUGUUCCUCCAGGCGGGUCCCACAAAUAUACCUGGCAUGUGGACGCAGACCACGCCCCAACGGCUGACGAUCCCAGCUGUCUGACGUGGGCCUACCACUCCCAUGUGGACGCACCUCGAGACAUCGCAUCCGGCCUGAUUGGGGCGCUGCUCACCUGCAAGCCAGGCAUCUUAGAUGGUGUGUCUUUAACUCGUUCUGAUGUGGACAAGGAUUUCCUGUUGAUGUUUAUGAACGUCGACGAGAACCUGAGCUGGUACCUCGAGGAGAAUAUUCAGAGGUUCUGCAGCGAUCCCGGGACCGUGGACCGAGAUGACGAGCCGUUCAGAGACAGCAACAUAAUGCACUCUAUCAAUGGCUACAUGUAUGGAAAUCUACCCGGCUUGGAGAUGUGUGCAGGAAACUCAAUAUCGUGGCAUUUAUUGGGGAUGGGAAGUGAGGCAGACGUCCACACGGCCUUCUUCCACGGGCAGGUACUGACUGUGAGACACCAGCGCACUGACGUGGUCAGUCUGUUUCCAGCCACUUUUGUGACUGCCGAGAUGGUGGCCAGGAACACUGGGAAAUGGCUUUUGAGCUGCAAUGAACACCUGCCAGCUGGUUUAGGAGCCCUGUUUAAUGUGAAGGAGUGUUUCAAGAUGUCUUCAGUUAAUCAUUUGAUGGAGAAAGUUCGAAAAUACUUCAUCGCUGCCCAGCAAGUGCUGUGGAAUUAUGGGUCUUCGAGGACAGAGAAAGACGCUGGGCAGGCUUUGGAAAAGGAUAGUAGCUAUUCUGAUCGUGGCGAGGACAGACUCGGUGGGGUAUAUUGGAAAGCGCAGUAUGUGGAAUAUACUGAUGAAACAUUUUACACUGAAAAACUCAGGACUGCUUCUGAAGAGCACCUGGGGAUACUUGGCCCAGUGAUAAAGGCGGAAGUCGGAGAUACGAUCUUGGUCACUUUCUUAAACAGAGCAUCCCGACCUUACAGUAUCCAGCCACAUGGUGUCAUUUACAAGAAAGAGUCUGAAGGAACCCGGUACAAUGAUGGUGUUUUGGGAGACGGGGAGUCUGUGGAACCUCUUCAGAGGUUCACUUACCAAUGGACUGUGCCUGAGUAUGCGGGACCGACCCCUAGCGACCCACCCUGUUUGACCCGGAUGUACUUCUCAGCAGUGGAUCCUGUCAGAGAUACAAACUCCGGGCUGGUAGGGCCGCUGCUCAUCUGCAAAGCUGGCACUCUGACAAGCGGGAACCACCAGAAAGACGUAGACAAGGAGUUUUUCCUGCUGUUCACAAAGUUUGACGAGAAUCUAAGCUGGUAUCUGAGACAGAGCCUGAACCACGCCUCCGUGAAUGUCAACGACAUCAAUUUCGAAGACGCUGGGUUCAAGGAAUCCAACAUCAUGAAUGCGAUCAAUGGCUUCUCUUACAACACCCUGCCGGGGCUGCAGAUGUGCCAGGGGAGCAACGUGUCAUGGCAGCUGCUGGGCCUGGGCAGUAAGGAGGAUUUCCAUUCCGUUGUGUUCCAGGGAAACACCCUCCAGCUCCAUGGCAGACACAGAGACUCGCUCACACUGCUGCCUCACAUCUCCGCAUCGGCUCUGAUGCAGCCAGACAGCAUUGGCAGUUUUGGGAUCAUCUGCCAAAUGAGUGGAAUGAAGCAGGAGUACCAGGUUCUCAAGUGUAAUGGAAACGAAGCCCCUUCACUGCCGCGCUACAGGAUGCAGCCGACCUACUACCUGGCAGCUGAGGAGAUGGAAUGGGAUUACUCUCCGGAGCGGGUCUGGGAGCUUGAGAAAAUGAACAGCUCUGCCCAGGACAGUUACGGCCACGUCUUUGUUGGCAAAGAGGAGGGUCUGAUUGGGUCAAAGUACCAGAAAGUUGUGUACAGAGAAUAUACAGACAGGACCUUUACAACACGCAGAGAGAGAGCAGCUGGCGAGGAGCAUCUGGGAAUACUGGGUCCCUUGAUCCGGGCUGAGGUUGGAGAUAUUAUUUUGAUAGUUUUUAAAAAUAAAGCCUCCCGCAAGUACUCUCUACAUACGCAUGGUGCCCAGGAGACCAACAGAGGCGAUAUCCCUGCUGCUCAGCCAGGGGAGAUUAUUACAUACAGAUGGAAUAUCCCAGAGAGGUCUGGACCCGGCCCGGCGGACUCUGCUUGUAAUGCAUGGGCCUAUUACUCUAUGGUAGACCCAGUAAAGGAUUUGCACAGCGGCUUGAUUGGCCCUUUAAUCACAUGUCGGAAAGGUACCCUUAAUGCAGAGGGAACCAGGAAAGACGUUGACAGAGAAUUCAGCCUCCUCUUUUUAAUUUUUGAUGAGAAUCAGUCAUGGUACCUUGAGAAAAAUAUAAAAAUGUACAACAAAAAAGAAAUCAGUGAAAUCAGUCAGCAAAAUGAAAGGUUUCGUGAAAGCAAUAAAAUGCAUGCAAUAAAUGGGAAGAUUUACGGUAAUUUACACGGACUUGCAAUGUAUGAAGGAGAACGAGUAGACUGGUAUCUCCUAGGAAUGGGACAAGAGAUUGACAUUCAUACAGUCCACUUUCAUGCUGAGAGCUUUACAUAUAUGGACGGGACACCCCACCGGGCAGAUGUGUUCGACUUGUUCCCGGCCACCUUCCAGACGAUCGAGAUGGCCGUCAACAACCCGGGCACCUGGCUGCUUCACUGCCAUGUCACCGAUCACAUCCACGCAGGCAUGGAGACCACGUACACCGUGCACCCCAAGAGAGAGUUUGUGAUUGAGACAUUCGGCAUUCCAGUUGCAGACCCAGGACAGGGGAAGAUCUCACUGUUUGGGAUGAGCCUGUCAAAUGACGAAGCAGAGCUUGCGUUGACCAUCGCUCUGGUUGGAGGCAUUAUUCUUCUUCUCAUCUCCCUAGUCCUUGUGGGAGUACUGGCUAUCGUCUCAAGAAAGAAGAAGCGAAAUAGGGGCUACCUUGUACCCCAUUCCUUACUCCUGCCAUAGUGAAAUUAAAUAACCAACGUUGAUACAGUACAUUUUACAUAUUUAUUGAAAUCUAAACAGAUGGUAAAAUCAGAAGACUUGAAUUUUCCAGCAUUUGUUACAGGCACUCUCUGGAGUUCCAUCUGCUCAAGUCAGCGAGCGCUAAUUGAUUCCCCAGAUGCACGAUGGACUGAAAACAAGAUGUCAGUACUUUCUUGAUAUCUUCUUCAGUUCAUUGGCUUCUGUGUACUCUUAUUUAUGAGAAUUCAUCCUUUCUGCCUCGGACAAUGUUAGGUUGACGCAAGCUGUUGUGUGAUGGUCUGAUUUAUUGCGUCCUAGUUGUUCUGUUGUCAUGAUGUUAAUCUCUCAGCACAAAUGUAGCAUGUACCAUCUUUCUAAUAUUUGAACAAUGAGAAGGAAUACAGUCUGGAAAUCACUUUCUCUAUCCACUGUUACUGGCUCUUUCAUUUUUUAUUCUUGAUGGGGUUUUUUUGUUUUUUUUGCUAAUGGAUUUUACCAAUACCAACUCCUACAGUACAGUACUUUAGUCGAUUUGAAUCAGGCUUUAAAACAAACACACGCCCACACAAACACUCACACACAAACACACGCCCACACAAACUCUCACACCCUCACAAACAAACAAGCCCACACGUUCUUUACUAUUCAGGGUGGAUAAUACGUGCAGAAUGUUGUGCUGUCUUCAUUAAAUUACCACAUGCUUUCAUAUAAUAGAGAAAAUGUCCUCCAUGUCUGAUUCAAACAGUUCAGUGGUGCCCUGUAUAAGAUUUAAUUAGGUAACAGUUAACAGCAGUGUUGCCUAUCUGAAGGGGCACACCUCUGUCAUCUCAUUGUCUUCCAAUCAAUGCCUGAUCACUGUAUGACCCUUUCCAGGAGACUCUCAGUAAGCGUAUGCUUCGAUUUGCUUACUGAGAUAUAAUAUGAACCAAAACCUACUGCUGACUGACAAGACACGUAGAGAGCAUGGCAGGCAACACAGAACAAUACUCAUGUCAGCCUGUUAGGAAAAGUGACACAAGAUCUGUUUUAUACAGUGACUGGCCCUCAAGUUCUACCGACCUGCUGCAAGAUCUUUUGUUGUAACAGUAGAGAGGACAAUCAAGGCUGAUGAAUAUUAGGUCCCAUACAGUAUCACCCUAUAAGGAAAAGUCUUUUCAAACUUGCUUUCCUGCUCAAUAAUAGUGUUGUGUGGAAAUAAUAAGCUCAUAUGAAGUUAUAUGAAGGUGAGCUUCACAAAUGAAUCCGGUAAGACGGUCUAUCCAACAUAUUCAUAAGUAAGAAAAACUUUACCUUUGUAGAUUAUUACCGGAUUCAUGCUUGAACUAAUUGGAAAGCACUGACCCUGAACUACAUGACUAGAAUUUGUUUUAAUAACAUCUUAUGUUCUAGUUCUUGCUUCUACAGAACGCUUGAUAAAAAUAGGAAUGGAUUUUCACUCAAAGACUGAUAGCAUCAGUUCCAUUUUGAAAUUCAAUUUUAGUCCAACCGUAUCAAUUAGGCUAAUAGGAAGCAUAGCCUGUAGCACUUUGGUGCUGUUACUGCCCUUUUAAGGACAUUUUAUUUCAUUAAAGUCUACAAAUAUAUUUUCUGUGUCCCUUCCUUUCAAUUAAUUGUGUUUUCCCAGUCACUCUUAAUGGCACAUCUGAUUACUGCAGUGUUGCAUUUAGUGCUGUGCUGUAAAUUAUAAAAGCAGCAUGUUUAUUUGAAGUGUUCACUAAUGCUUUCAUCUUUUAUUUCUUGUUAGCUGGAAGGAGACUUCAGCUGUCACGUUUCUUAUAGUUAUUACAUAAGAAUUUAUUAUUGGGUGUCUGUGGUUAUGGAUGAAUUCAAAACUAUUUUAUUUAUGUAUUUAUUCAUUCUUUAACAGAAAUAAACCUGUUGAGACUGAGGCCUCUGUUACAAGUGUCCAGGCAAGAUGACCAGAAACAGACAGCAGUAAUUUCACAUCACUAAAAACAAGAACAUCACUCUAAAACUAAACAAUAUCAAUCAAUGUGGGAUCAGAAACAUUUACACUUCAAUAAUUCAUGGAACCUACUCAAUAAAUAUACAUGUAAUCUUAGUCAUGGUUCUACUUUUAACUGAUACUAUUGUGUUAUUUAUCUGAUGCAACUCGUCCCAGCGGGCUAUGUGAUUACCGAGCCAGCUGGUCACCUUGCACUGAUGUUCAUGAAAAAAGAAACUUCAUAAAGAGCCAUGCAGCUGAGCACUGUAGCAUUAUCUUUGUCUCGGGGAUGGGCUGAGAUUGGGUUAGAGACAGAAAAGUGCUGCAAAAUCACACGGUCACACAAAAUCAAUUCCAGCUACCUAGAGAAGAGUCUGUGUGGAAAUGCCUUGGGGUCAUGUCACUGUAAUAUUAUCACAAAGAGGGAAGAGCAUUGGUGACCAUUAAUGCUGAUGUUGGCUACAGUGUCCCUGAACAUAAUGGUAGUCCUACACUUUAGUUUAUUGGAACGUUAUAGACA